Orbicella faveolata is the source of this 5952-nucleotide messenger RNA. Its product is annotated as structural maintenance of chromosomes protein 1A-like. Gene Ontology annotation, cellular component: cohesin complex; nucleus; chromosome. The record is from RefSeq and is a predicted model, not a curated record. Gene Ontology annotation, biological process: sister chromatid cohesion. Lineage: Eukaryota; Metazoa; Cnidaria; Anthozoa; Scleractinia; Merulinidae. Gene Ontology annotation, molecular function: DNA binding; ATP binding; ATP hydrolysis activity.
CUCAUUUCGCGCCAAACUUACGGAAAUAUAGAGUGGGUUUGUCUACUUGUGCUCUUUUUGCUGGCGGUGAGAACCAUAUCUUACGGAAAAGGGGUCAAAACAAAACUUCAGUGAGCUUAAAUUGUAGUUUGGUUUUAUUUGUCGUUGUUAGCGUAUUUCCCAUAAAGGUGAGCAUAACUAAAGACAGUGGAAUCGCCAGUAACUUGAAAUAAGCCGUGUUAAAAGCUUGCCGUGCGUUCGUCGUGGAAACGUAUCGUGAAAAUGGGAUAUCUUCAGCGGCUGGAGUUGGAGAAUUUCAAGUCUUACAAGGGAAAACAUACUAUUGGACCGUUCAAGCGUUUUACAGCUAUCAUCGGACCUAAUGGAUGCGGGAAGUCAAAUUUGAUGGAUGCUAUCAGUUUUGUCUUUGGAGAACGUACCCAAAGUCUGCGAGUUAGGACUGUUAAGGAUCUUAUCCAUGGAGCUCCUAUUGGCAAGCCUGUAGCAAGUACAGGCAUGGUCACUGCAGUUUAUGCUGAGGAAGAUGGAACAGAAAUCAACUUUACGAGGAAGAUUGUUGGUAGUGGCACUGAGUACAGAAUCGAUAGCAAGAUUGUAUCUCCACAACAGUACACUUCUAAAUUGGAAAGUCUGGGUAUUUUGGUGAAAGCCAAGAACUUUCUUGUGUUUCAGGGCACUGUUGAAUCAAUUGCCAUGAAGACUCCAAAGGAGAGAACACAAAUGUUUGAAAAAAUAAGCAGAUCUGGAGAACUUGCAGAUGACUAUGAGAAAAAGAAGGUAGAAAUGCAGAAGGCAGAAGAGGAGACCAGUUUUAACUAUCAUAAAAAGAAGGGAAUUGCAGCAGAGAAAAGAGAGGCAAAAGCAGAGAAAGAGGAGGCUGAUAAAUACCACAAGCUGAACCAAGAACUGGAAGAUUGUCAGUUGGAGAUACAAUUGUUCAAGUUGUACCACAAUGAGCAAAGCAUUAACCACCUGACUAAUGAACUGAAAGCAAAAUCUCGAGAUCUGGACAAACUUGAGAAGAAGAAGAGUGAAAUUGACCAGCAGCUCAAGAGUAAGAAACAGGAGAAUGCAAAAUUCUCUAGGGAGAUGGCAUCUGUAGAAAAGAAAAUAACUACAAAGGAGGCUGAACUAAACAAGAACAGACCACAGUAUAUUAAAGCCAAAGAGAAAACAUCUCAUGUCUUGAAGCGGAUUGAAACGUCCAAGAAAGCUUAUGACAAGGCCAAGAAUGUACAUAAAAAACAUCAAGCUGAGAUUAAAGAGCUUGAAUAUGAGCUGGAGGAAGUACGCAGUGCAGCUGAAAAAUAUGAGGAGGAAAUUUUGGGAGCAAGUCAAGAUGAAAAUGUAGAACUUAUGGACUCGCAGCUUGAACAGUAUAAUGCACUGAAAGAACAAGCAGGAAGGGAGACUGCAGCCCUCAAGCUACAGCUAGACAAGAUUGUUCGGGCACAAAGUUCCGAACAGGAAUCUCUUGAUCAGUUAAAGCAGAAGAAAUCAGAUCUCAUGGCUCAGCAGAAACACAAGACAGAUCAGAGGACACAGUUGAUGGAGAGAAUUGAAAAACUUGAUGAGUAUAUCAGCACCAAUAUACAGACUGUGGAGAAGCUAAGGCAAGAUCAUGACAGAAUGGAGGGGGAGAUCAAUGAUGCCAAUUCUCGUUACAUGGAAUUGAGUCAGCAACUGGAUAGUGUGCAGGAAGAAUUGAAUGAAGCCAAGAUGGAUAAACAUGAGAGUGCUCGACAUCAGAAGAAGCAGGAACUGCUGGAGAGUAUGAAGAGGCUCUUUCCAGGGGUUUAUGGCCGACUCAUAGAUCUCUGUCAACCAGUGCACAAAAAGUAUACCUUUGCAAUUACCAAAGUUCUUGGGAGAAACAUGGAUGCAAUUGUUGUGGAUACAGAAAAAACUGGAAAAGAUUGCAUUCAAUAUUUAAGAGAGCAGCGAGCAGAUCCCGAGAUGUUUCUUCCACUAGAUAGUAUUCAGGUCAAGCCUGUCAAUGAAAAGUUGAGGCAGAUUGGUGGCACUGCAAAACUAGUCAUUGAUGUGAUUAAAUAUGAACCAGCAGUUAUUAAGAAAGCCCUGCAAUUUGCCUGUGCAAAUGCCCUUGUCUGUGAUGGAAUGGAGGAAGCCCGUAGGUUGGCUUUUGGUGGAGCAGAGAGAAAGAAGACAGUUUCAUUAGAUGGAACUCUGUUUGAAAAGUCUGGUGUCAUUUCUGGUGGAGUGAGUGAGGUAAAGGCCAAAGCCAGACGAUGGGAUGAAAAACAAGUUGAUGGACUGAAACGUAAACGUGACAGUUUCUUGGUGGAAUUAAAAGAUCUUAGCAAACAUCGUAGAAAAGAACCAGAACUUCAAAACUUGAAGUCACAGAUUGAUGGACUUGAACAUCGAUUGAGAUACUCUACAAAGGACAAAGAAACUACAGAGAAACAAACUUUGGGUGAGAUUUCCAAGGAAUUGAAGGUCAUCAAAAAAGAACUGGAUACCCUUCAGCCAAAAAGAGAGAAGUUGCUGCUCUCUAUGGCUGCAAGAAGUGAAGAGAUUACCAAUACAGAAAAAAGAAUGAACAGGGUGGAGGACCAGGUUUUCAGAGGAUUCUGUGAGCAAAUCAAUGUGGAAAACAUUAGGCAAUAUGAAGAAAAGCAACUUAAAGCUCAGCAAGAACGAGCUCAACGGCGUCUGGAGUUUUCAAAUCAAGAGUCUCGCUUGAUGAAUCAGUUGGAGUAUGAAAGAGGUAGAGACACGAAAGGUCAGUUGAAAAAACUUGAGGAAAGCAUGGCAACUGAUGAAGAAGAAAUUGAAAAACUCAGAGGAGAGGAGAAAGAGAAACUGAAGAUAAUAGAGAGAGAAACAUCUAUAUUGGAAAAGCUGCGUUUGGAGAAAUCAGCAGUGAAGUCACAGAUUGAUGAAAAGGAUCUGGAAAUAAAAGAAGUAAAGAAAGGCUUGAUGCAUCACAUGAAAGAAGUCACAUCUCUUCAGAAACAAAUGACUGCAAUGGAGACUCAACUGGAGCAAAAGAGGGCAGAUCGUCACAGCCUCUUAAAGUCUUGCAAGAUGGAAGACAUCUUUCUUCCCUUUAAGAAGGGAGGAAUGAAUGAUAUUGAUCUGGGAGAACCCUCAGCUAGUCAGCCCGAGACAUCAAGUCAGGAGUCAUCGUCUACGGAAGUUAAUAGCGCAAGCACACAGGGAGCCAAGAUAACUUAUGAAAGGGAAGCUAAUCUAGUGAUUGACUAUUCUUCGCUCAGUCGAAAUUUAAAGCAGCUUGACGACCCUGCUGAAAUUCGCAACAUGAUGAAUGAACUGACUAACAAGGUGAAUAAGCUGCAGACCACUUUGCAGAGGAUACAGGCUCCGAACAUGAAGGCCCUUGAAAAACUGGACGGAGUGAGUAGCCGGUUUCAAGAAACAAGUGCUGAAUUUGAGCAAGCACGAAAUAAAGCGAGAAAGGCGAAAAUUGAGUUCGAGACUGUCAAGAAGAGUAGGUAUGAUCGCUUCAUGGAUGCAUUUGAACAUGUUUCACAAAGGAUAGAUGACAUAUAUAAGGAACUGGCCAAUAAUCCCAGUGCACAAGCGUUCCUUGGACCUGAAGAUGCUGAGGAGCCUUAUCUUGGAGGAAUCAAUUACAACUGUGUAGCUCCCGGAAAAAGGUUUCGGCCGAUGGACAACUUGUCAGGCGGUGAAAAGACUGUCGCUGCUCUUGCUCUCCUCUUCAGUAUUCACAGCUACCAGCCUGCACCAUUCUUUGUUCUGGAUGAAAUAGACGCAGCCCUCGACAACACCAACAUCAACAAGGUUGCAAGGUACAUUAUCAAUGAAACCAAAGAGCACUUUCAGUGUAUCGUUAUUUCCCUGAAGGAAGAGUUUUAUACAAGAGCAGAAGCUCUCAUUGGAAUUACUGCUGAGCCUGACAAGGACUGUACUGUGAGUCAAGUGUUUACAUUGGACCUGACUCAGUACCCCGAGUAGCUGAAACUACAUACUGUGUAAACCCGUCCUCCACUUUGGACUUACACUUUGAACCUUUGAAGCGAUACUUAUAUGAAGAGAAAUUAGACUUGUGCAAAGAUGUGUCCCGCUCCUUUAUGGCUUAUGAAUAAAUUAAAAAUAACAGCAAGGCACAUUUAUAGAAAUUAGCAUCCAAUGUGAGGGAAUAAAUUCGCAAAGGUGACAUGAAAGCAUUCAUGUUGCGUUAUUUUCGUUAAUUUUCUUGCUAACAUGUAAAAGUUGCCUAAUGUUGUAAAGUUAUGGUGUGUCUGCUGACGAUUCCAAGGUUUGUUUUAAAAUACGGAUUAUCUCAAUAUCCUUUUCUUUUCUGUUAUCCUCUCCCCCUCUGAAGGCGGAUUGUGUCACUUCCUCUGCAUUAGUUUCUCCUAUUUAUUACCACCUGGCGGCCGGAGGCGGCUGGCUACUCCCAAAACGUUAAUUUUUAACUUUCCUAUAGAACCCCAAAAGUAACGGCCCACCCGAAAGUAAGUAGAUUACCACUCCACCACAAAAAAACCGUGUUAUGUUUGAUAUCACGGUUCAGCAGGGUUGUCACAGGUCAGGAAAUGGUCAGGGGGAAAAAAUUCUUCAAGAUCAUUGAAAAGUCAGGGAAAAUUGAUAUUUGAAGAAAAGUCAGGGAAAAUUGAAAUGAUUUAACACGGCUGAUUUAAUAUCCUUGAACGCUGAAAGAAACAGUUGGGGCCACUGUGAUCUCAACGAUAUUUGUCGAAAACAUGUCAGCUUCAAUGAGCGAGUGGAAAGGAAGGCUGUAAGAGGAGGCGAGAAGUUUGUUACUGAAACUGACAUUUUGUAUUUAUUUGGUCAGGGAUAUUUUAUUUUUAUCGGGAAAAGUCAGGGAAUUUUGAAAAGCGAUGUCUGUAGCAACCAUUUUUCAAACAGUAUUAGUUACAUCGCGAUAUAAUGCGACCAUUACUUUCGUCCUGCAGUGUGAACAUUUGGGGCCUUUUUAUCCUUUCACAGUAUGCUUUGUCUAUGUGGGUAAUUAGUAACAAAUGCAACCUCUAUCCUAGUCUUUCUGAACGGAAACAGUACACUGUAAUUAAUGGCGUACCCUCUGAGAAUACCAAAGUUGCACACGGCAUACCACAGGGCUCCGUACUGGGGCCAAUACUCCUCGCCUUAAACACAAGCGAUCUACCGAAAGCGGUCAACACUGCAACGACGUUCCUGUACUGCGUUGGAGAAUUUGUGGACCAGGUCGCAGCAUUGCUGGACAAAACAUAUCAGAGCUCAAGAGAGGGUUCGUUAACAAGCUAAAUCUGAUCAAACGAGUCGCUUUUUACCUAGAAAUUCGCUUGUAGAUCUAUAUUUUAAAGUUGUUUUACCCUCGUUUACAUAUCCGCUACCAAUUUGAGGGUGUUGUACAAAUAAGAACGAAUUUAACGCUUUGGAAUCCAUACAUUGUAGGGCUGCUAGAGUUAUAUAUACCCUCCCGUGCGACAUCUCCUCUGAAAAGAAGAAAAAUGGCUAAGUGGGACUCCUUAUUCGACACUUAUAACGUCAAAAUAGCCACCUUAAUUUAUAACAUUUAUAAUCACACAACUCCAUCUUGCUGGGAACAUUUAAUCCAAAGGAAAGAGUCCAAGUGUGACCUCUGUCAUCAACAUCGUGUUAGCGUGCAACGUUUUAAAACUUAUUAUAUGAAAAACUCUGUAUCAUACAGAGGAUCCAUUGCUUGGAAUCUUUAAGAACCAUCCGCUGUCAGGGCCAGAGAUUAUGAUAAAAGGGCAAAAAAAGUCUCCCGCCCUCAGAAGCUUGAAUUUUAGUGAAGAGUCACCGCAGAUAGGUCCCCACACUGACUGUGAUGUCGUCUUUUAUUGAUUUUAUUAUUUCUUUUUAACAUUUUUCAAUUUGUUAUUAUCCCAUUAACAUUUUUUUUUACACGGCCCCAUGAUGUACCAGUCAAAUCGAAGCUUCAAUAUCCAUACCCCGGUCAUUUGACGCCUUUCC